CAGCGCUCUGACAGCCAUCCAAGCCGCCGCUCACGCUCAGGUUCUUCCAACGAUAACAUCCACGCACACACCCAGACACAUGCCCACGCACGUCCUUUCCCGAUAGCGGUAAAGCAGCACAGCAAUACGAUUGCCCUUUGCGUUGCGCCACCCGGCCCCGUAGGCCGCCGCUAAGUCGGGGCUGUUUGUCCCACCCUUCCUCCAUCAUGGGCAUUCCUGCUGCGUUCCGAUGGCUCUCCAACAAAUACCCCAAGAUUAUAUCGCCUGUGGUCGAGGAGCAGCCUGUCACAAUGGACGAUGGGACCGUUGUUCCCGUUGACACAACACGACCUAACCCCAACGGCGAGGAACUCGAUAACCUCUACCUCGACAUGAACGGCAUUGUGCACCCUUGCUCUCACCCGGAGGACAGGCCUGCUCCUAAGGACGAGGAGGAAAUGAUGCUCGAGGUUUUCAGGUAUACAGACCGUGUCGUCAACAUGGUGCGCCCACGGAAGCUGCUUAUGAUUGCUGUUGACGGUGUCGCCCCGCGCGCCAAGAUGAAUCAACAGAGGUCGCGCCGCUUUCGCUCCGCCCAAGAAGCCAAGGAGAAGGAGACCGACAAGCAAGAACUCCUCAAGCUUGUCAAGCAGCAGAAUGGAGGCGUCCUGCCCCCCGAGCACGCCGACACUAUCGCAAAAAAGGCCUUCGAUACCAACUCCAUCACCCCCGGCACGCCUUUCAUGGAUAUACUCGCCGCCAGCCUGCGCUACUGGUGCCAGUACAAACUUAACACUGACCCGGCCUGGGCCAAGCUCAAGGUCAUCAUAUCCGACGCGACUGUGCCUGGCGAGGGUGAGCACAAGAUCAUGUCCUACGUCAGAUCGCAGCGCGCCUCCCCAGACCACGAUCCGAAUACGCGACACGUCAUAUACGGCCUGGACGCUGAUCUCAUCAUGUUGGGCCUCGCCACACACGAGCCAUAUUUUAGGGUUUUGCGCGAAGAUGUCUUCUUCCAGGACAGCAGGGCGAGAACGUGCAAGCUGUGCGGCCAGAAAGGCCACGAGGCGCGCAACUGCCGUGGCGAGGCGAAGGAGAAGAAUGGCGAUUUCGACGAGAAAGACAACGUCCCAGCGCUUAAGCCGUUCAUUUGGCUCCACGUCUCCGUGUUGAGAGAGUACCUCGCCGCUGAGUUGGCUGUUCCCGGAUUACCAUUUCGCUUCGACAUAGAGCGUGCCAUUGACGACUGGGUGUUCAUGUGUUGCUUUGUUGGCAAUGACUUCCUGCCUCAUCUCCCUGCUUUGGAGAUUCGAGAGCAUGGGAUCGACACCUUGACAGCUAUUUGGCGCGAUAACCUUCCGUCGAUGGGCGGAUACGUUACCAAGGACGGCCAUAUCGAUUGGACUCGCGCUCAAUGUAUACUGGAUGGGCUUGCGAGACAAGAGGACGCCAUAUUCAAACGGCGGAAAGAACAAGAGGACCGACGUGAGGCCAAUGCCAAGCGAAGAAAGGUGCAGCACAAUGGCGGCGCGCCCCCAACUGGGCGCCAUGGGUCUGACGGACCUCGAAUGGGUGGCCAUCAAGACCCGUCUCGGGGUCUGCAGCUCCAUCCCAUCGCAUCAUUUCCAACGGAGCCGCCGCAAGCUAUCACGCAUGAUAUGAUCGUCAAUCGCGGCGCCACCAAGGAUGCUACCAUGGCUAACAAGAGCGCUGCAAGCAUUCUCAAAGACCAGCUGCGCGGUAUGCAACAAUCUUCGGAGCCAGGGACCCAGGAACCAUCGUCGUCGCCGUCCAGUCUCGGCAAACGCAAGGCAUCUGAGCUGGAAGACGGUAUGAAGCUUCCAACUAACGCGCCAACGGUCGCCUCCGCACCUAAGGUGUCAGGCGCCGAGCCAGUUGACACAGUCAGGUUAUGGGAGGACGGAUACGCGGACAGGUACUAUCAGCAAAAGUUUCAUAAAAGCCCUGAGGACAUUGCCUUUCGUCGCGAGGUCGCCCGCGCCUAUGCCGAAGGGCUUGCAUGGGUUCUCCUAUAUUAUUUUCAGGGCUGCCCAUCUUGGGACUGGUUUUAUCCGUACCAUUACGCGCCCUUUGCCGCAGAUUUCAAAGAUCUCGCCAGCCUGGACAUUUCUUUCGACCAAGGCUAUACAUCCAGGCCGUUCGAACAGCUGAUGAGUGUGCUGCCCGCCGCAUCUCGUCAUGCCCUGCCGGAGGUGUUCCACAGUCUCAUGACGGACAAAGACAGCGAAAUCAUCGACUUCUACCCAGAGGAUUUCGAGGUCGACCUUAACGGCAAGAAGAUGGCUUGGCAAGGCGUAGCUCUCUUACCGUUCAUCGACAUGAACCGACUUCUCGCCGCUGUUCGUGGCAAGUACCCGCUGCUGAGCGAGGCGGAUGCAGCUCGCAAUGGCGUGGGCCGCGACGUUCUUCUCUUCUCGGACGGCAACGAAGGCUUGUAUGACGAUGUCUUGACGAAGUUUUACUCCAAACGCCAAGCCGCGUCCAAGCUCAAGCUCAAUCCCAAAACAAGUGAUGGGAUGGCGGGCAAGGUCGAGAAGCUUCCAGAAUACGUGCCUCACGGGGCACUGCGGUAUCCUCUGGACAGGCAUGCAAUGCCAGAUCUGGAUUAUGACCGCUCUGUCAGUGUGUAUUACGACUUUCCACAAUCUACGCAGACACACAAGUCCAUGCUCCUCCGUGGGGCGGAAUUACCCGCUCCUAUCCUCACCAGGAGUGACAUUGAAGUAAUCCAGGGCAAGGCGAGUCGGGCCGGAAGAAGUUACGGAGGCGCCCGUCUUGAUCGUGCGAAUGGCCCAGGUGGGCGCCGUGAGCCCAUACACUAUGGCCCACCAGCUGGUGCGACCCGCCCUGGACACGCAGGUGCUGGGGGUUAUGGACGGGUCCAACCAGACAACUUCUCACAUCAUUAUCCGCCACCUCCAGGAGGAGCUGGCUUUGGCAUGGGACUGCCGCCGCCGCCGCCAGCUUAUCACCAAGGCUACCGAUCCCAAAAUAGAGGUAGAGGUCCUCCACCGAACUCUAGGCCUUAUAGAUAAGAGUAGCGCUAUUUAUAUUAAGUAAAACUAUUUAUAAAGCCUAUUUUCUCUAGUUAUAAAGCCGUUUUACUUUUUUUAGAGUUUUAUAAUUAAUAAAUAAAGAAAAGUUUAAAGGU
Messenger RNA from Purpureocillium takamizusanense, 3151 nucleotides. It is a transcript of the gene RAT1, whose product is annotated as 5'-3' exoribonuclease 2. Bases 207 to 3035 code for a protein of 942 amino acids. Lineage: Eukaryota; Fungi; Ascomycota; Sordariomycetes; Hypocreales; Ophiocordycipitaceae. The transcript is spliced from 3 exons. Gene Ontology annotation, cellular component: nucleus. Gene Ontology annotation, molecular function: RNA binding; zinc ion binding; 5'-3' RNA exonuclease activity. Gene Ontology annotation, biological process: nuclear-transcribed mRNA catabolic process. The record is from RefSeq and is a predicted model, not a curated record.